Pyricularia grisea is the source of this 765-nucleotide messenger RNA. RefSeq lists its product as uncharacterized. The coding region runs from base 1 to 765 and encodes 254 amino acids. NCBI's taxonomy places the organism in Eukaryota, Fungi, Ascomycota, Sordariomycetes, Magnaporthales, Pyriculariaceae. The transcript is spliced from 2 exons. The record is from RefSeq and is a predicted model, not a curated record.
AUGCGCGACCACUUCAAGCUUUGGGCGCUUCUGCUCUUCCUUUUAACGCCCCUUGCUGCAGCAGCUGGCCUUUUUGAGCGUCAGGUCCACGUAGAACUAUUCGACCCGAAGCAAGUUCCUGAGCCCAUCGGCAAGGGUAAACUCGGAAUUAGCGUUGACUUUGGACUCGCCAUCCGAGGUUCCGAUAAGAAGGAGGGCCCCCAGAAUAGACGACUAUGGGUGUUUACCAGCCACCUGACCUUUAGGGAAGACGUCAGCUCCAUUAGCGAUGGUGUCCUUCUGACUAUGGCAGCGGAUGGACUUCAGGAAGUGAAGAGAUUCAUGGUUGAAUAUGGUAUUUCCGGCCAAUUUCUACCUGCUGUUAUGACGGUCCUGGCUUCCGGUAAAGAGAUCAUCCUGGCUUCUUCUAUGAAGGGUAACGGCGGUCUGCAUAUAUGGCACGAGGAGUAUCCGCCGUUCGGACCCGGGACACUCGUGUCACACGCACUUAACACGUGCCAAAUGGCGUGGAGGGAGGCCAACCCGGAUGACCCGAAUCAGGACAAGUAUCACAUGCAUAAUGGCAGGUGCGGCGAGCCAAUGGCUGUCCAUUUGUGGCACCUUGACAAGGAGAGGAAAGGAGAUACCAAACCACUGAGCGAGAUGGGCGCCAGAAUCGUAAGCGCAGGGUUCAACAAACGCAAAGAGAAGAUUACAUCGACCGAAGAGGAUUACGAAUAUAAGCCGACAUGUCCACUUCAUAUAUAUGAGGACCUCGGAUAUUAA